Molecule: messenger RNA, 1048 nt
Organism: Rhea pennata
Lineage: Eukaryota; Metazoa; Chordata; Aves; Rheiformes; Rheidae
Gene: RALYL
Product: RALY RNA binding protein like
Exons: 9
Coding region: 93-980 (295 amino acids)
Cellular component (GO): nucleus
Molecular function (GO): RNA binding
Source: RefSeq, a predicted model, not a curated record
AAUGAAGUGCGGUUUGGUUUCCUUGUCAACGGAAGAUGAAGUGAACAACUGAACAUCUCCCCAGUGCAGGGUUAAAGCCAAGUGACCCAACCAUGACCGGCAAAACACAGACCAGCAAUGUCACCAAUAAGAACGAUCCCAAGUCCAUCAACUCCAGAGUCUUCAUUGGCAAUCUGAACACAGCCAUUGUCAAAAAAGGCGACAUAGAGGCGAUCUUUGCAAAGUACGGGAAAAUAGUUGGCUGCUCCGUGCACAAAGGCUAUGCAUUCGUACAGUACAUGAGUGAGAGACACGCGAGAGCUGCAGUGGCGGGCGAGAAUGCCAGGAUCAUUGCAGGGCAGCCCCUAGAUAUCAACAUGGCAGGAGAACCAAAACCAUAUAGACCAAAACCUGGCAACAAAAGACCACUGUCAGCACUUUACAGACUUGAAUCAAAAGAACCUUUCUUGUCCGUUGGUGGUUAUGUCUUCGACUAUGAUUACUACAGGGAUGAUUUCUACAAUCGGUUGUUUGACUACCAUGGCCGUGUCCCCCCUCCACCCCGUGCAGUGAUACCACUCAAGCGUCCUCGUGUAGCUGUGACAACAACUCGCAGAGGCAAAGGAGUAUUUUCCAUGAAAGGAGCAUCACGAUCCACAUCAAGUGGAGCUUCUUCCUCAGGAUCCAAAUUGAAGUCAGAUGAAUUGCAAACAAUCAAGAAGGAAUUAACCCAAAUCAAAACAAAAAUUGACUCCUUGCUAGGGAGACUGGAAAAGAUUGAAAAACAGCAAAAAGCUGAGGCAGAAGCUCAAAAGAAACAAAUGGAAGAUAAUGCUGAUUUGAUUCAAGAGGAAUGCAUAUCAGAGAAUGCAGAUAACUCUACAGAAGAGCCAAUUGAAGGAGGGCCAGAUGCAGAUGGGGAUGGAGAAGAGAUGACUGAUGGGAUAGAGGAGGAUUUUGAUGAGGAUGGCAGCAAUGAGCUGUUUCUACAGAUCAAGUGAUGAGAUGUCAUGUGUGAACCCCCUGAAGGCUGAGAAGAGAAACUUCCCCACACAAAAUUGUGAACUGC